Emiliania huxleyi CCMP1516 is the source of this 588-nucleotide messenger RNA. RefSeq lists its product as hypothetical. NCBI's taxonomy places the organism in Eukaryota, Haptophyta, Isochrysidales, Noelaerhabdaceae. The record is from RefSeq and is a predicted model, not a curated record. The transcript is spliced from 3 exons. Gene Ontology annotation, molecular function: electron transfer activity; FMN binding. The coding region runs from base 1 to 588 and encodes 195 amino acids.
AUGGGCGUCGGCCUCCUCUACUCGACCACCACCGGCAACACCGAGACCGUCGCGGGCUACCUGUCGGCUGAGAUCGGCGUGGACGCGGUCGACAUCGCGGACGCCGAGGACCUCGCGUCCUUCGACGGCCUCAUCAUCGGCGCGCCGACGUGGCACACCGGCGCCGACUCGGAGCGCUCGGGCACCGCCUGGGACGACUACCUCUACGGCGACCUCACCAGCGCGGACCUGAAGGGCAAGAAGGUUGCCAUCUUCGGCCUCGGCGACCAGGCGCGCCCCACGCCUCUCGCCCACGCCUCGACACACGCGCAGCCCCCCCACUCCCGCCGUCGCCCUCCUCCCGUGCAGGCCGGCUACGGCGACAACUUCUGCGACGCGAUGGACGAGCUCAAGUCGUGCUUCGAGAAGCAGGGCGCAGAGGUCAUCGGCGCGUGGUCGGCGGACGGCUACGACCACACCGAGUCCAAGUCCGAGGCGGGCGGCACCUUCGUCGGCCUCGCGUGCGACGAGGACAACCAGCCGGACCAGUCCGAGGAGCGCGUCAAGGCGUGGGUCGCGCAGCUCAAGUCGGAGGGCAUGCCCCUGUAA